Molecule: messenger RNA, 1749 nt
Organism: Fraxinus pennsylvanica
Lineage: Eukaryota; Viridiplantae; Streptophyta; Magnoliopsida; Lamiales; Oleaceae
Source: the annotation of a GenBank genome assembly
AUGGCGACUUCAGCUUUCAAAUCAACGUCGAAGAGAACUACAAUUGGCGGGUCUAGCUCUGAAGAUUCAACCAGCACUAGCCGGUCUUACCGCCGGUCCAGGAGUCUCAGCCGAUUUUCACGACCGGAGGUGGUUUCUGAGCCGAAGGGGAAGUUUGUGAAUACGGUCAGAGGAUCGGGGGACUGUACGGAGAUCAGCCUUGAUGAUCUCGCGCUUGAGUUCUUCUCGUCAAGGAACGAGAGUGAGAGCGAUGUAGGCGCGGGGAAGAGGGAGGGCCAUUCGGUUUCGCGGCCUGGGGGAGGUAGCUCGGAGAUUGGGCGGUGGGCUAGUGAUACUGCGUCGUCUAGGAGAAGGGGGAGGUCAGUGUCAAGAAAUGGCGGAGUUGACAGUAAAAGUUAUGUUGUUUCUAAUGGCUCUGGUAGUGGGAGUAAAAAUUUCACUCCGGCUGAGUCCGUUUCACGGCGGAGGAGGUCCCUCUCUGUGGCUCGGUAUCAUAUUAGCGACUCUGAGAGUGAGGUAGAUAAUUCUCGGAAUCCAAUCAAUCGUUCUAUUUUAAAGGGUCCCAUCAGAGGGAGGAGUCAAAUGCCUUUAUCACGGAAGGCAGCAUCUUUAAGCAAUCAGCAUCCGGGAAUAUCGCUUAAUCAAAAUGAUCAGUCGCUGUUACACGAUGGCUACUCUAGCCACUCCUCUGCCCAAACUGAUGAUGAAUCGAAUAUUGUUCGUAUUGGUAAAAAUGGAUUUGAGAAGAUAAUCCGGGCAGUUUAUGCGGAGAAGAAGGCUGAGAUCCAUACAGAGGAUGCUGUUAACAGUGGCUUUUAUGAAGCAAUGCGAAAAGAACUUGAAUAUGCUGUUGAAGAAAUACGAACUGAACUAAAUCAAGCCGUGGGGAGAAAUCAAGCAGCAUUAUCUAGUGGUAAGUGUUUGCAGGUGGAAAAACCCAAAAAUCUUCAAGAUUUUUCUGCAAUCAGAAAGAAUUAUACUGCAAAGUUAGGUCAGUCAGAGAAGCGCAAGCAAGAUCUUCUUGCUGAAAUAUUGCUAGAGGAGCAACGAGGCCAGGAGCUCUCCAAAAUUGUCAGAGAUUUACUUCCGGAUUCAAAGACUUCAUAUGUUUCUCAGAAGCCAUUCCGGGCUAGAAAGAGAAGUAGUGAGAAAUGUUGGGCAUCAAGGCAAUUGAGUGAGGAGGCAGGAAAAUAUUUCGAGGACUUCAUUUCAAAUGUUGAAGAUACAGACAUUUCUUCAUUUGAUGGAGAAAGAAGUGAUGGAAGUUCGACCCUGGGGGCCACCCGAAAGGCAAGAGAUUCUUCAAUAAGAGGAGAAGCAGAAAGCUAUCAAAGUCCAGCAGGAUCCAUAAAUUGUCCAGUUGAAAUGGAGGGUGUUCUUUUACCUUGGUUGACGUGGGAGACUGGUCCCGAUGGUUCUGUUUCAGGCAAGAAUAAAGCACAGACUCCAGACACUCCAAAAGCACUACAGUGGGACUCAGAAAAGGACGGGAUCUCAAUAAAUGACCCAAGCAAUCAUUCUACCAGCAGUCACGGGAGUUGGAGUCCUGGAUUCUUAAAUGGUCCUCCUUUACAUACAAGAGAAGAGAAUAAAGGCAAAACCAGGCAAUUUGUCGACAAACAAGUGUCCCAUUUUAACACGGACGAAUACGUUGAACUUGGGAAGAGCGAGGAACUCUUGUUCGAAAUGUAUAAGGAACGAAACCGAAUUAGUUUGGGUGGGCUUUUGCUUUGUAACAAUGUAUUUUAG